AUGUCAUCAGAUCGUUUGGACAGUUACAUUACUAGUUCGAUAGCGCUGCUUGAAGCGAAUCCAUCAUCGACGCUAGUGAGCGUCAAGUACCAGAGCGGAGCUAAGGCUGGGAAGGUAAGCUUCAGCACAAGUAACCCGAAUCUCUUGGCAAAUCACAAGUAUAGCACUUCCAAAUCUAAAGACGUCUCGAGGCUGUUAAGUGCACUUGGACCGCGGGGCGUGUCCUUAAUGCCCGGUAAGGUAGCCAAGAAGCGUAAAAGCAAAAACUCCAAGUUAGCAUCUGUCAUUGACGUGAACGGCAUGAGCUCUUUGAUGGCCAACGUGGACAUCCCGGAGGCCAUCGAAGAGGCUCCACAACCCAAGGUAGGGAAGAAAAAGAAGAAAAAUAAGAAGCGCUAG
Lachancea dasiensis is the source of this 399-nucleotide messenger RNA. The record is from the annotation of a GenBank genome assembly. NCBI's taxonomy places the organism in Eukaryota, Fungi, Ascomycota, Saccharomycetes, Saccharomycetales, Saccharomycetaceae.